AUGGAGAUCAGUUCUUGGCCAGAAAACCUAACCACCAUUCAGAAAAAGGUAAAUGAUGAGCUUAUGGAAGGCCGAGAACUCGCAAAACAGCUUCAAAGUGCUCUUGCUAGCUCUGGUGGCUCAAGAUCUGGUGAAGAUCUAUUGAUGAAGAUAGUGAAAUCAUUCUCCACCACCCUUUCUAUAUUGAACGUGAAAGAGUCUGAUUCAGACUUCGUCAUCUCUCAAAUCCAACCUGAUUUAACAUGUUUGGAUGCUCGGAAAUCUCAAGAUCAUUCUCGACAAAGUUUUUGGAGGAGUACUACUACUCCUCCCACAAAAAAGCUGGAUCGAAGGGGCUGUUAUGAUCGAAGUUGCAGAAGAACCGGUAUCUCAUCGAUAAGAGACACUCCAACUCCCUUUGAUGAUGGUCAACAAUGGAGGAAGUAUGGACAAAAAGUGAUUCGCAACGCCAAAUACCUCAGGCACUACUUCAGGUGCCCUUACAAGUAUGAUCAAGGCUGCAAAGCUACCAAACAAAUUCAGAGAACUCAAGAGAAUCCUCCACUAUACAGGACAACAUAUACUGGGCAUCACACAUGCAGGAACCUCCACCAAGAUCCUGAAUUGAUAUUGUUGGAUUAUUCUGCUAGUCCUAGCGAAAAUUCCAUAUUCAUCAACUUUGAAAAUACAAACCUCGCAAUAAAACAAGACCCUUUUCCCUUUUUAUCAUCUUUCUCUUCAACCAUACAGGAAUUCAAAGAGGAUCAGAUGACAAAAUGUGAUGACAAACAGCAAAAUCAACCAGCUUCGUCUGAUAAUUAUUUCACGUUGCCUGAUCUGGCAUCGUCAUGUCCAUCGCCUGGGAGCUUGGAAUUGUUGUCAUCAAAUCUGAAGUUUGAUGUUGGUGAUCAUGUAAUAUUACAUGGAACGAUGGAUUCUGACGACUUCUAUCUUGAUAUUUUCCAGUGA
This is a messenger RNA of Ziziphus jujuba (common jujube), 948 nucleotides long. Its product is annotated as WRKY DNA-binding transcription factor 70. Gene Ontology annotation, molecular function: sequence-specific DNA binding; DNA-binding transcription factor activity. The record is from RefSeq and is a predicted model, not a curated record. The coding region runs from base 1 to 948 and encodes 315 amino acids. Gene Ontology annotation, biological process: regulation of DNA-templated transcription. The transcript has 3 exons. Lineage: Eukaryota; Viridiplantae; Streptophyta; Magnoliopsida; Rosales; Rhamnaceae.